CUCACUUUUGCCCUUUCAAACCUAUUGCAGAAUAGUCUACCCUGUUUAAAAUGGAGGUCCAAGACGACAUAUCCGGAUAUUUUGGCUGGAGAUCAAACAUUGAACAAAAUGAACUUCCAGAUUCUUUUUUCAGGCCCCGUAGACAAGUCAGUGCAAAGGACCUUCAUCGAAGACUCAGCAUUAACAAGUCUCCUAAAAAAGAAGUGGUGUCCAAGGAGGAGGUCCCAAGGAACAAGAUCCCGCAGAACAGGGAGGUCGAUCUCAUCAAUAAAUGGAAGGAGAUGGAUACUGCAGAAGAUGAACUAAAGAGAACAAGAGUUCUCUAUCAGAAGAAAAUGAUGGAAUUUCAGGCUCGUUGGAGGAAAAUUGAGGCAGGUCAACUUGAAGUAAAACAGAACCUUGUUAAAUUCAACAACUUUGUGAGAGAGAAGCAAGGGAAGGUGGAGGGAGGAUUAGAAAAGGCUCACCAGGAGAUCCUCCAGCAGGAGAUGAAAACUCUUGAGCUUGCUGAAUUAGAGAAAGAAAAAGUUCUCUACGAAGAAGCAAAAAAUACAUUAGAAACAGCGGUGGAGGAUAAAAAAGUAUUUUUAAACUAUCUUCAGUCUGUGGUGGACAUUGUUCCCGAGACAUUUCCAGACAUUCGUCGUCUCAUGGAGAGAUGUCAAGCUCUAGUUGCCACAAGGGAUAAACUCCGAGCCCGGCUCUCUCAGAUAGAAAAGACAAGAGAAGAAGAGGCACGUUCUCUAGAGAAGUUCAGUGAACUUAGAAUGGAGGGAACACUGGACUAUAACGUGCGCUUGGCAGAACUACAACAGAACGCGGCUAAGCUUGCAGCAAGAACAUUAGAAAGAAGAACAAUACUGGAGAAUAUAAUAGAACUUAGCAAAGAAAAAAAAUUGUUAAUUUCUAACAUCAAACUGGCGAUUUCAAAUAUGCACAGAUAUGUUUUAAAAAGAGCAGUUGUUGUUCCUGGUGCACCUAAGGAAACGAAGACAGAAGAGCUAGGCGUGCCUGAACAAUUAAACACCAUCAUAGCACAUAUUGAAGAUUUGACGGUAGUGAAUGAACGUGUUAAAAAAUCCGACCUUGGUAUUGGUUACCUUGACCCGCUGGCUAGUGAAGCAAGCGAGCUUAGAAUAGAUUACUGAACACUCAACACUCAACAGUUUAUAGUUACCAGGGAGUAAGGAAUAGAAAUGAGAUAUAACUGACGCGGUUCACCCUACCAUAUGAUUAUGCG
This is a messenger RNA of Eurytemora carolleeae, 1240 nucleotides long. RefSeq names its product cilia- and flagella-associated protein 73. Bases 51 to 1148 code for a protein of 365 amino acids. The record is from RefSeq and is a predicted model, not a curated record. Lineage: Eukaryota; Metazoa; Arthropoda; Copepoda; Calanoida; Temoridae. The transcript is spliced from 13 exons.